Messenger RNA from Tarenaya hassleriana, 1461 nucleotides. RefSeq lists its product as uncharacterized. Bases 1 to 1461 code for a protein of 486 amino acids. NCBI's taxonomy places the organism in Eukaryota, Viridiplantae, Streptophyta, Magnoliopsida, Brassicales, Cleomaceae. The record is from RefSeq and is a predicted model, not a curated record. The transcript is spliced from 2 exons.
AUGGCGACUGAUUCUUCGACGUCUGAGCCUUCUCCUUUACCUUCUUCGGAUGCUUCUUCUGUUCCCCUCUCUCUUGAUCCCUAUGCCAAUCCUUUGUAUCUCCAUGCGGCUGAUUCCUCCAGCAUUUCUCUGGUCACCGACAAGCUCAUCGAUGAGUCAAAUUAUAACUUCUGGGCAACAUCGAUGAUUCAGGUCCUUACGGCCAAAAACAAGCUUGGCUUCAUCUAUGGUACUAUCCCUCAACCUCUUGAGUCUCACGGUGAAUAUGGUGCUUGGAUAAGAUGUAAUGCCAUUGUUGGUACUUGGAUAAAUAACUCUGUCUCCCCUGAUGUUAAGACGAUGAUUAUGUAUAUCGAAAAUGCUCACCUCAAAUGGACCACCCUUGAAACUCAGUUUAAACAGAAGAAUGCGUCUAAGAUUUUUCAUAUUGAGCAGCAAAUUGAAUCCCUGCAACAGGGAUCGCUUGACCUGAACACUUUCUAUACCAAACUUAAUUCUCUCUGGGAAGAACUGAAAAUGCAUGACCCGGUUCCUGUUUGCGUCUGUGGGAGUUGCACUUGUGAUUCAAAGACCAGAUUGAUGGAUUACUAUGACAAAAAGAAUGUUGUAAGAUUCUUGAUGAAACUUACUGAGUUCUUUCACCCUGCUCGGCGUCAGAUUCUUAUGCUUGACCCGAUGCCUUCUAUUCGGAAAGUUUACGGGAUGGUUGCUCAGGAAGAGCAUCAACGUAUUGCUUUGCCCCCUAUUCAUGACUCUGUUGUUUUUCAGGCCAAUAUCUCACCCACUUUCAGACCUCGCCCUUUCUCUUCUUCUAAAUCUAGACCUUUCUGUACCCAUUGUGGGAUUUCGGGACACACUAUUUCCCGUUGCUACAAGAUUCAUGGUUACCCUCCUUCUAACCGUUUGCCUCCUUCGUCCAAACCUGGUCUAUUGCCCAAACCUCGCUUUUCUACCUCAGAUAAUACCCAGAAUGUUGUCAAUAUGGUGGGACUGGAUGAUGAUAUUUCGGCUCGUUCUCAGUCUGUUCUUCCUGACAACUCGGCUCAGACCACACUUGCACAAGCUCAGGCUCUGUUUGAUCAGUUUCAGAAUCAACUCAAAGGGCUAAGCAGUUCUGCUAUGGAUUCAAAUGUUCCAGCCUCUCCCUCCCACCCUGCACCAGCUUUUCAUUUUAACCUCCUAAGUGUUAGUGCUCUCACACGAGACACGCCUUUUACUGUCUCUUUUUCUCAUGAUUCAUAUAUGAUUCAGGACCCUACUCAGGCCUUGAUGAUUGGGAGGGGUAAGAAGCGUCACAACCUUUAUUUCCUCGAGCUGCAAGGCAUUCCUUCUUCGUCUUCCCCUGUUUUUCCCGAUGCUCUCUGCACUGCUCUUUCUGCUCCUGCUUCCAUUGAUCUAUGGCACACUCGCCUUGGUCACCCCUCCUUCCUACGUGUUCAGGCUCUUGGUUCUUCUUCUUAG